Molecule: messenger RNA, 2761 nt
Organism: Siniperca chuatsi (mandarin fish)
Lineage: Eukaryota; Metazoa; Chordata; Actinopteri; Centrarchiformes; Sinipercidae
Gene: m6pr
Product: mannose-6-phosphate receptor (cation dependent)
Exons: 7
Coding region: 130-963 (277 amino acids)
Biological process (GO): protein targeting to lysosome
Cellular component (GO): Golgi apparatus; endosome; trans-Golgi network
Molecular function (GO): protein domain specific binding
Source: RefSeq, a predicted model, not a curated record
AUCAAGUAAACCAGGAAGCGACGUUAGCGUGAGGAAGCGCACUACAUCAUAAACUGGCAACUGUCAGUUUGUCUGUUAAACUGUAACUAACAAAGGAGCUUUUCUCACUCAUUUACAGUAGAAGAAGUCAUGAAGGUGGUCAACAGUCAUAGUGGAGGGUCCUUCCUGGUGUGGACCCUGGCUGUUCAGCUGGUCCUGUGUGGGAGUGGGGUGUACAGCGCUGAUGGCACCAAGAGCUGUAAACUGUUCUCUGAGUCAGAACGGAAAGCCCUCAAUCGACUAGAGCCACUCGCCCAUAAGAACUUUACAGUAGAGACCAAGAAUGAGAACGAGAGCUACAUAUAUGUGUUCCAGUUGUGUGGGGAUGCAAGGGGUAUUCCAGGAGCUGGGGUUGUUCAGGUGGACCGCAAGAAAAUAGAAAAUAAACCAACAGUGAUUGGCACGUAUAAUUCAACACAGGCCAUUGGAGGAAGUGACUGGGUGAUGUUGAUCUACAGAGACGGUGACAAAUAUGAUGGCCACUGUUCCAAGGAAAACAGGAAAGCCAUUAUCAUGAUCUCUUGCAACAGGAAAAUUGACGUGGGCGAGCUGAAGUUGGUGCUGGAGGAGAGGGAGAGGAAGCUCGACUGUUUCUACCUGUUUGAGCUGGACUCCAGUGCAGUGUGCCCAGUUCUUGAGUCCAAACUCAGCACUGGCUCCAUAAUACUCAUCAUUGGGUUGUGUCUUCUAGCUGUUUACCUCACUGGAGGUUUCCUCUACCAGCGACUGAUCGUUGGAGCCAAAGGGAUGGAGCAAUUCCCAAAUUAUGCUUUUUGGGUGGAGGUUGGCAAUCUGACAGCGGAUGGGUGUGACUUUAUGUGCCGGUCACAAAAUCGAGAGGAAGCCCCCGCUUACAGAGGAGGGGCCACAGAACCUUUAGAAGAAGAGCCAGAGGAGAGAGAUGACCACUUACUACCUAUGUGACCUCAAUAUGUCAGAAAUGGGACAGAAAUUUUCACUGUGUGACACAGUUUACUCUUUCAGAGGUUAGAUGAAGUUGCUGUUAGACACAAGUCUUGUUUUUCUUGUGCUGGUUUAGGUUAGGACCUGUUGACACUUUGUGUGUAUUCCAGACUUGUACCUAGGGCAACUACUGUGUGAUCUGCUUGAUCUACUUAAGAGGGCAUGUUACUCAUAGGGCUGACAGACCUGUCUCCUCUUCCUACCCCAUGCAUUUCAUUCAGCUGUUUGAUGUCAAGCAAAUGAGUGAAAAAGGAAAAGUUAAGAAGUUGGAUUUCUACGUGAUUUAAACUUAAUGAUAAUAUUGCUCAUCUUUUUCUGCUUAGCUAAUGAUUGAUUGUUGUUUGAAAUUGAUGCAGGUCGCAGCAAGCUGUUCUUCCUGAGGUCCAGGCUGUGCACUGACAGUUGCAGGUUACAAAACACACAAGUGCUUUUGCUCGUGUAAUUUGGCUUUAAUCGGUUUAUGUUUUGUUUUGAAAGUUAGAGAAGUAAUAUGAGAAUGUAAAUGUUUAAUUUUAAGUACUGACUGUGCUUAGUCAGCCAAGUAGAAAUCACUGUCAAAAACCAUAGCUUGACUGAAUUUAAUUUUUUUAGUUGGGCAUUUUCCUUUGUCCCACAUUAUAGGGAAACGCUUCUACAUCAAUGCUAAUAUCUCCCUGAAAUGGUCAGUAUUAUCAUCUUCUGACUGAAAUCAAUCAAAAAGCUUCACAGUUGUAACUAACCAUCCUCUUUUUUUAUCAGAAAAGUAAACAAUGCUAUUAAAUCGAUGUGCUAAACUUACUUACAAAUUUACUGUCUGAAGCAAAGCAUCCAGCUUAUACUCAAAUUUUAAUUAUAUCUCAAAUCACAAAUUUUUGCUCAUAAAUGCUACUAUGCAGUGAUAGGCAAUUAGAAGAGAUUCAUAUAUGAAUUCAUAAUUCAUUGAUUCAAAAAGUAUGGUAUAUUUGUAAUAUAUGUACUUAUAUUUUCAUAGAAUAAAUGAACAUUUAUAAAAAACAACCAAUGUUCAUAAUCGCAAAACUAUUUAAUAAUGAAUAUUAUAGUGGGUAAACUCUGAUCUGUCUGCCUACAUGAUAAUACUGACCCAAACACCAGAUGCACUGCUAGGCACACACACCAAUAUUAUAGGAUGAAGAGUAGAUUGUACAAAUAUUCAGGCCGCUUCAUGCCUGAUGCAUUGAUUCUUUAGGAAGAUAGAGCAGCAAUGAAAGCACUUAAUUUUCUAUACACCUCCUGUAUCAAAAUAUAGUUGUAAAAAAAUAUCAAUAUAUAUCGGAUAUCAAUAAUGAGGUUUGUAAUAUUUUUAGAAAUUUCAAAUUAUUAAUGCUAAGGAUUAAAGCAGGAUUUUUGACCUUGAUGGCAAAAUUAUGUUAGGCAGUUUAAGUUGUGAAUCAUGUGAAUCACGUUACUGUAUUAUUGUCAGUGCGAGCACUUAUGUUUGGUUUGGUUUGUUUUUACCGCUUUUUGUGUUUAUUACAGUUGACAUUUCUUUGCUUAGUUCGGUGAAUCAACUCACAUCAUCUGGUACAAAUGGUUACACCUGUGGUUGUAGUGAACUGAACAACCUCUACAUUAAUAUAAUAGCUUGUUUAGUUUAAGGAUCAUUUCAAGCCACAAACCUUUUCUGAUUCCAUCAAAAAUAAAAUACGAAAUACAUUUAUGUAUGCCCAGUGUAGUGGUGAACUCUGUACACAUCCAAGUGCACUCACCAUUGGAGAUUUAAUGGAUGUAAAAUGUUUUAAUAAACAUUUCAUGCACAACA